AGGUGUGCGCUUUGUGGGUUAGAGAUCAGAUGAAGGGACUGUCAUGGCCGGGCAAGUGAAAGCUCUUGUAGCGGCGAAGUGGUUAUCAGAAGCGGUGAAAAGUAACCGGGUCGGGCCGAGCCUGCGGGUCUUGGACGCGUCCUGGUACCUGCCCAAAGUCAAUCGUAACGCGCGCGAGGAGUUCGGAAAAUGCCACAUCCCGGGAGCCUCGUUCUUCGACAUCGACGACUGCUGCGAUAAAACCUCGCCGUUCGAUCACAUGCUGCCGACCGCCAGCGAGUUCGCGGAGUACGUGGGGAAUCUGGGCAUCGGGAACCGCACGCACGUCGUGGUUUACGACGGCAGCGACUUCGGCGCGUUCGCGGCGCCGCGCGUCUGGUGGAUGUUCCGGCUGUUCGGCCACGACUCCGUGUCCGUGCUGAACGGGGGUCUGAAGACGUGGCUGCGGGAGGGUCACCCGGUGUCCGAGCGCUACACCCCGCCGGAGCGCUGCGAGUUCCGCGCGGAGAUGAAGCCGUCCUGGGUGAAGACCUACGAGGACGUGCUGGAGAACCUGAGCAGCGGGAAGGUGCAGGUGGUGGACGCCCGAGUGGAGGGGCGGUUCCGCGGACUCGAACCAGAACCGAGAGAAGGCACAGAACCCGGCCACAUCCCUGGCACUAUUAACAUGCCCUUCCCAUCCUUCAUGGACUCAUCUGGACUGGAGCGGCCAGUAGAGGAGCUGACCGCGCUGUUUCAGCAGGCAGGAGUGGACAUGCAGAAGCAGUUCUGGAUCACCUGUGGCUCGGGUGUGACUGCCUGCCACAUUGCCCUCGCUGCUCAUCUGUGUGGGCACCCGGGGGUGUGUUUGUAUGACGGCUCGUGGUCCGAGUGGUUCGCAAAGGCUGCACCUGAACAUGUCAUCUCUGAGGGUAAAGGCAAGCAGGUAUAGUGGGCACGUUUUUGUGCCUUGUAGAUCUAGAGUGACAUACAUCGAAAGGUUUGGGCCAGGACAAUCAACACAAGACACCAUGAUCCAGGAGCAGUUUAGGAAUUCUCAUUGAAACUGUCUUACAGGGCAAAAAGGGCCAGUCAUACUGGAUAUGUUGAGAUUCAGAGAGGCAAUGAAUAAAAAUGUGCAAUUAAUUUAAAAUAGUGCUGCCAAUAAUAUUUCCAUUUAUAUUAAUACUGAUUAAAAACAAAGAGACCAGCUGUGUGACCCCAGAGGUCAUUUGUGCUAAUUGGGACCUGAGUCACUUUUACAUUGGAGAACAUUAACUGAUGAAUGAAGUGUUAUUGAAUUUAUCUUUCACUUUUUCUUCAUGACUGCAGUAUCUAGACUAGCAUCAGACUGAUGUAACUAGAAUGUACUGCACAUCCUCAGCAGUGAUUGUUAGAGUAUCACAGAGCACUGUAGGAAUAGGAGCAAAGUGUUGAAAAGGCUUUUUUAGAGUGCUCAAGUCUAGAGGAUAAUCUUUGGAGCAUCAUCAUUUAUUAAGUGACCUUCUUAAUGUUCUACAGACUGAAUGGUUAUGACAUUGUAGCAUCUGUUACUGCAAACCGUUACAAGAUCUAAUCUUGUGUAUUCCACUGUAUCAUUUCAAUAAAAUCUAAAAAAAAAUAUUAAACACUAUUUUUGACAACAAAAA
Astyanax mexicanus (Mexican tetra) is the source of this 1628-nucleotide messenger RNA. RefSeq names its product mercaptopyruvate sulfurtransferase (gene mpst). The transcript has 2 exons. The coding region runs from base 44 to 931 and encodes 295 amino acids. Gene Ontology annotation, cellular component: mitochondrion. Gene Ontology annotation, molecular function: thiosulfate-cyanide sulfurtransferase activity. The record is from RefSeq and is a predicted model, not a curated record. Gene Ontology annotation, biological process: transsulfuration. NCBI's taxonomy places the organism in Eukaryota, Metazoa, Chordata, Actinopteri, Characiformes, Acestrorhamphidae.